ACGGCCCUACCCGCGUUACGGCGUUGGUUAAGUGCACAGCGGUCGACAUCGUGGCCCACAUAACGCUCUCCGUGUUUUUCUGCCCAUGGCAGAUGCAGCGUCAAACUCAACGCCGAAUUCCCGCCAGAAACGCGUCCUUCCCUCGCGGUCCCGUCGCGGGGGCCCCGGUAUUGGAAGUUGUGACGUCGACCUUAUGAUACUAGACGCGCAGAGGCGACGAUUCGAUAACGAACCCUUGGUUCCUGCGGACACACCCUUCCUAUUGACAACGGACUCCACUUCAGCGGACGGUUCAAGAUGCGCGAACGUAUUUCAACUGAACACCGUCGCGAGACAGCGCUACUUUGACCGGCCCGAUGUUAUUAAGGCCUAUCGGGAACAGCAGAUCAUUCAGACCCCUGAAUUCACACUUUUGCCAGAGGAUGCUUCUGUGGGUGGGCGCUUCAGACCCCGGUCGUCAGCAGAGCAGGUCUCGGUGGACACAUCAGACGCAGCGUACGAGAAAAGGCAUCGGAAGUACGAGACCUUCGAGAAACGGCAACGGUUGCGGGAGAAGGAGAAAUUGAAGCACGAGCAGUACAAGCUGAAGGAACGUAUCGAGCAACUCAGAGCUAUGGACAGUUCUGCGUUCCUUGCUCUACCUGCCUCGUCAUUCUCUUUGCCACGAGAAAGAGAUCACACGGCAGACGGAAUUGGUUCCUCUCUGCAUGCCAACGGAACCACUGCCCACAACGAAGGAGAAAGACGGCGGCAGCAGAUGCUGGAAGUUGCGUCGAUGUUGGAGGAACGUUAUCGUACAUUAUUGCCUUCCGAUAAAAAACUAGCAGAUCUCAAGAGCGCUAGUCGACAAAGCAGCGUCAAUCUGAGCUCUUCUGAUGCCCGUCACCUGGAAGAGCUUGUCAGUCCUUCCGCUCCUCAGCCAAAUAGCUCUUCCAUCAUCUUGAAGAUCAAAGUUCCUCCAGCUCGGCAGAAAGAUCAUCUGUGGUUAUUCCCUAGCUCCCCAAAAGCAAACUCAGAGGCCCUUUCUCACCGCUCGAUAUCGCCCACAAAGCCAGUGCCCCGAAACAGUUCCCCGGAGCGUCCACGGAAACGUCCAAGAGAGGAUUCUGACUCUCCCUACUCCACCCCUGAUCGCUGUACCAGGUAUGCGCACUCGGGAACGCCAAAAGCAGAGGCUUGUAUGCUCGUGCAAUGGGCAGAGCGCCAUCGAUCUUCUUUAAACACGCGAAAGACUCAAAGGCAUGUUACAGCCUUUGGUACCAAGGUUCCCCCGGAAAUAGAGGAAGUCCGAGAUUUUGAGAUUCCGUCUUGGAUACGAGUUCCUUCGCCUUCAGCGAGGUCAGACGCGAGAGAGGAAUGUAUGGCUGCCGGCACCGAGCUGCCUGCUGUUACUUAGCACCGUACUAGCGCAGCAGUGCACUGAUUAUCUUAUGUUUAUUCGAAGCUCUAUUCAUGUAUUAAUCGAGUCGGUUCAGCACAUCUAAUGAGAGGAAAGUCAUG
Pisolithus orientalis is the source of this 1500-nucleotide messenger RNA. RefSeq lists its product as uncharacterized. The transcript has 3 exons. The coding region runs from base 86 to 1396 and encodes 436 amino acids. NCBI's taxonomy places the organism in Eukaryota, Fungi, Basidiomycota, Agaricomycetes, Boletales, Pisolithaceae. The record is from RefSeq and is a predicted model, not a curated record.